AUGAUUCCUAAGACCUAUCAAAAUAUGGGCUAUCAAAUUGAUAUAAUCGGAAUUAAUUACAUAAAACAUAAUGAAGAUAAAAUAGAGAUUUUUAAUUUGAAAGUUAAAAGUUCGAGGGACUAGUCAAAUGAAGGGGUAUCUAGUAGAAACUGGGAUAUAUCUAGAUUGCUCAAUUAAUUUAUUUUGCUAUCCAACGAUCUUAAGUCUCUUAAUUUUCAGCUAUCAGGCUUAAUUGGGCCAUAAGUGAAAUUUCUUAAUAGAACAGAAAAAAUUUAAAUAUUGCAAAACUUUUUGAAUGAAUGCUUGUAAAAUCCUCUUAUCGUUGAAUCAGAGGUUUUUAAAUAGUUUAUUGGUGUAGUUUAAGAGAAAAAUAUCAUUCAAAAACUUAAAUCUCCUAAGAAUAAAAAUGAAUCAAUUACUAGAGGACUUCAUUCAAGAACUAAAUCAGCAGCCUUAUUUUUGAAUUAGCCUUCAACAAUUUCUUAGAAUAUAUCUAAAUUGGAAAAAUCCUCAAUAGUUAAAAAAAGCAUUGAUAAAAAGAUAUUCACCAAAGUUCCAACUCCCUCUAUACAGGAAGCUUUUGGAGUACCUUAUUAACAUCUUUUUAGUGCAUCAGCAAGCACAAAAAAUCUAAUACUUAUGACAAAAUCAAAUACCAUUACGAAUUCAACUCUAUAUUCUAAAUCUGGAAUUAACACUACUUCAAAUGGAGUUUCAACUAAUCGUAAAAAAUCAGGGACUAGCGAGCAUAAAAUUAAAAAUUAAAAGUAAUCUUUCGCAUAGAAAAAAUCCUUUAAUAAAAGAACAUAGUCUUCAAAUAAAAAGUAAAAUACUCUUUAAAGGGAAACAAUUCAAUAAAUGACUACAACUUGUCAACAAACACUGAUAGAUCCAAUUUUUACUACUAUUGAAACGCCAAGGGAAUUCAAUUUAAAUUAGAAUAAAGUGAUGAUAAAAGAUAAUUAAGUUGAUAUUACGCUAAAUAGACCAAGCUUUCUAGAAAUUUAAUCAGUAUCAAGGUAAAAUCCUCACGAUUCAAAACAAAACAGUGCUGCGUAAGGAGCAAGGACUAAGUCACAGACAAAUGAUUUGAAUGAUAUGUUAAUUGAGGAAUAAAAAAUAUUGGAACAGAAGAGAAAGAGAUCUUAAGAGCCAAAACUAGAUGAAUCAGGUGAACUAGAAUUGCUGACAUUCAAUGAAUACAUGGCAAAUGCAAAGAUUGCAAGGAAACUAAAAAAAUCAAAUGAAAACACUAGAAAGUAAUCACCGAUUGAUUAUAAAUAGCCAUUUUUGCAAGGAUUCACUUAAAAAUAGCUAUAAAAUCAAAUGAAUUCUUAAGCUAAUAAUUAGAUUAAUGCUAUUCCAGAAAACAAAAGUGAUACACAUAAUAAAAUGAGCAAUUUGGUUUCAAAUCUUAUAUAGAAAACAAUAGGUGCAAAAAGACAGUAAAACAGACAGCAUACAGAUUCCCCUUAAUCUCAGCAUAGCCAUUAAGAUGGUGAUGAGGAAACAGAGGAGUUCAAUAAAAGAUUUAAUCCCACUGUGCUGAUGAAAAAUCAAUCAAUGAAGGAGCAUUUUAAAAAGUAAAGAAGACAAAAUAUUUAUGAAAACUUAGUAAACGAUUAACAAAACAAAAAUAAUGAGUCUGAUGAGCAGGAUUGCAAAAGAACAAAUAAUAUAAGAAAAUCAGGGAGUGCUGAGAAUAGAUAUAAUGCUCAGUUGACAAAAAUAGCGAGUACAAACAUUACUAGGCUUACUGGGAAAGGUAGUGGUCUUAACACUCAUAGAUAAAAGGCACCAGGCCAGGGUUAGGGUCUUAAUGUUUACAAUAUUUAAAAAGAUAGGAAGAUAAUUACUUAUAUGACUCCUUCUAAUGAUACACUGCAUAAAAAUUUUUUCAAAAAUUAGUUAAAACAAGCAGCUCAAAAUUGA
Molecule: messenger RNA, 1932 nt
Organism: Stylonychia lemnae
Lineage: Eukaryota; Ciliophora; Spirotrichea; Sporadotrichida; Oxytrichidae
Source: the annotation of a GenBank genome assembly